AUGGGGGUGCAAGAACAUGGGAAUGGAAUUGUGGGGGGGAAUAACAAGUACAGGAGGAUGGAUUUUGAUGCGUCAGAUGAAGAUAUUGUGUUGUCAAAUAAUCAUCAAUAUCAAGAGGGUGUUUCUGUUGAAAAAAGGGAUACAAAGAUAUAUGUUUUUGCCUGCGCUAUCUUUGCCUCUCUCAAUUCUGUGCUUCUGGGAUAUGAUGUGGGUGUUAUGAGUGGAGCAAUUUUAUUCAUCAAGGAAGAUCUUAAGAUAUCUGAGGUACAACAAGAAGUUCUUAUUGGAAUUUUAAGCAUAAUUUCUCUUUUGGGUAGUUUGGCUGGAGGAAAAACAUCAGAUGUCAUCGGUCGCAAGUGGACGAUAGCCUUUGCAACCAUUGUUUUUCAGUCAGGAGCUUCUAUAAUGGCUCUUGCUCCUUCUUUUACAAUUUUGAUGAUAGGAAGACUCUUGGCUGGGGUGGGUAUAGGCUUUGGGGUCAUGAUAGCUCCAGUGUACAUUGCGGAGAUAUCACCCACUGCCAUUAGAGGAUCCCUCACCUCUUUUCCUGAAAUUUUUAUAAAUCUAGGAAUCCUUCUUGGAUACAUUUCCAACUAUGCUUUUUCAGGACUACCAGUGCAUAUAAACUGGAGGGUUAUGCUUGGCAUAGGAAUUCUUCCCUCGAUCUUUAUGGGGGUUGCACUGUUUGUGAUCCCUGAAUCCCCGAGGUGGUUGGUGGUGCAGGACAGAAUUGAAGAAGCAAGAGUUGUGCUGUCAAAAACAAAUGAUACUGACAGAGAAGUGGAGGAAAGAUUGGCUGAAAUACAACUGGCUGCUGGCCUUGCUAACCCUGAGAAGUCUGAAACAAAAGCAGUAUGGCAAGAAUUAUUAAAACCUUCCCCUGCAGUUCGACGGAUGCUGAUUGCUGGUUGUGGAAUCCAGUGUUUCCAACAAAUCACAGGUAUUGAUGCAACUGUCUACUAUAGCCCCACGAUUUUUGCGGAUGCUGGGAUCAAAAGCAAGACUCAUCUUCUUGCAGCAACUGUUGCUGUUGGUUUUACCAAAACUAUUUUUAUCUUAAUAGCUAUAUUUCUUAUUGACAAAGUGGGUAGAAAACCGUUGCUUUACAUAAGCACCAUCGGAAUGACUGCCAGCUUACUUUCUCUAAGCCUUACUCUAUCUUUCAUGAGUGAUGGAAAAUUUGGGAUUGCAUUGGCAAUUUUAUCAGUUUGUGCGAAUGUAGCAUUCUUCUCUGUAGGUAUUGGCCCUAUUUGUUGGGUUUUGUCAUCUGAAAUUUUCCCUCUAAGGCUUCGAGCUCAAGCAUCGGCUCUUGGGGCAGUGGGCAGUAGGGUCAGUAGUGGUGCAAUUUCUAUGUCAUUCCUCUCAGUGUCUGCUGCAAUCACAGUUGGAGGAAGCUUCUUUCUAUUUUCAGUGAUUUCAGCUCUUUCUAUUGCUUUUGUCCAUACAUGUGUCCCAGAAACAAAAGGCAAGUCAUUGGAGCAAAUUGAAAUGCUAUUUCAAAAUGGAGGAGAGUUGCAAAGAGGUGAGGUGGAAUUGGGAGAUGUAGAAGUACAGAGAUUGAUGCAGAAAGACUGA
This is a messenger RNA of Dovyalis caffra, 1575 nucleotides long. The record is from the annotation of a GenBank genome assembly. Lineage: Eukaryota; Viridiplantae; Streptophyta; Magnoliopsida; Malpighiales; Salicaceae.